Homarus americanus (American lobster) is the source of this 5644-nucleotide messenger RNA. Its product is annotated as BTB/POZ domain-containing protein 1-like. Gene Ontology annotation, biological process: neurogenesis. NCBI's taxonomy places the organism in Eukaryota, Metazoa, Arthropoda, Malacostraca, Decapoda, Nephropidae. Gene Ontology annotation, molecular function: protein binding. The transcript has 12 exons. Gene Ontology annotation, cellular component: cytosol; P-body. The record is from RefSeq and is a predicted model, not a curated record.
UAGAUAUGAUGAAUUUACGGUCAUUUUUUCAACUGGGUUUAAAAUAUUUUGAGAAGCAGAGUAGCCGCUGCCAGCUGUAUGGAGAAUUAAAAACAGUUGAGGCAGCGGCUGCAGCUGCUCAGCGAGGCGAGGCAGUGCUGAUUGUCUCGCUGCCUUUCCUAACACUGGCCACACCCUCACUGAUGCUGCCACAUAAUAUGUAAAGGUGAAAGCAGGCAGGAGGUUUACAAAACCUUGCCCAGCAUAUUGGACCACCUGGGAACUAAUCCUGGCCUCUCAAAGUUGUGAGGUGACAGUACAACUAACUACUGUUCUGCAAGAUAACAUGUCUAACAUCCAUAUGUUGUGAGUGUGACAACACUACAACAAUGUCCUGGUCAGGUAACACCCCCCUGCAACGGUGCGUUCUCUCGGCUGCGUAACAUGCUUGACCCUGAUCUGAGUUCCUCUGAGGAGUGUCUGGUGUAUACUCCAGGAGGAAUGAAAAAAGGUGACAGCUUCAUUCCCUCCUCGUCAUGCUCCUCCCCAGGGCUGCCUUCCAACCACCAAGCCAACAUCGCUCACUCUGCAGCUACACCAUUGUCCACAGGAAACAGCUGUGAAGGAAGCACCAGUGCCCCACCACCCUCUCCGGCAUCUCCCACAUUGCACACCAAUCAUGUUGGAACAGCCAGUGCUGUUGGUGUGCUACGGAGGACUGGUGUUCCAUCGUCCCCUGUCUCUGCUCGCUCAGCUGUGCCUCCACACCUUCCGCCUGUGCUUCCAUCCUCAUCUGUCACACAUCCCUCCACAUUACCUGUUGGUUUAAUGCCAGCUGGCCCUCCAGCAGCUCCAGGCACUGCUCCUCCUCCACCACCUCCACCACCCCCACCACCACCACCACCACCACCACCACCAUCAAUAUCAGCACCAUCUCCUUCUCAGGUCUCAUCCACCAGUUCUUCACCACCACUUCUGGCUUCUGUCGUUGCAACUGGCACCACUACCACUAUCAGUUCUUCAACUCAAGUCUCAAACGUGUCCUCCAGUACUUCUAGUGGUAACAACUCCUCCACAAACAUCAUUACUACCACCACCACUUCUACUAGCACUAACACAUCUGCUAUUACAACUAGUAAUGGAGGGCCUAUGUAUAACUGGCAAGCCACCAUGACAACUGUAAAAGAAAGAUUUGCAUUCCUGUUCAAUAAUGAAAUUCUUAGUGAUGUUCAUUUCCUGGUGGGGAAAGGUGACUCAAGACAGCGAAUACCUGCACACAAGUUCGUUUUAGCAGUUGGCAGUGCUGUGUUUGAUGCUAUGUUUAAUGGCCAACUGAGCACUCAUCAGGAGGAGAUCGAGUUACCUGAUGUGGAGCCACAGGCAUUUCUUGCGCUCUUGCGGUUCUUGUACAGUGAUGAAGUUCAAAUUGGUCCUGAAACUGUGAUGACAGUAUUGUACACAGCAAAAAAGUAUGCUGUUCCUGCCCUUGAGCAAGCCUGUGUGGAUUUUCUCAAACGCAACCUGUCCUCUGAUAAUGCAUUUAUGCUUCUGACUCAGGCCCGACUUUUUGAUGAACCCCAACUGGCUGCUCUUUGCCUGGAGACGAUAGAUAAAAACACAGCUGACUCAUUGGCUGCAGAAGGCUUCACAGAUAUUGACAGCAGCACCCUGUGUUUGGUGCUUGAACGAGAUACUCUUGGAUCCGCGAGGCUAAGCUUUUAGGCGACAGUCAGGUGGUCUGAAGCUGAAUGUGAGCGUGAUGGUGUGCCUGUAACAAGUGCCAACCAGAGAGCAGUGUUAGGGAGAGCACUGUCAUUGGUGCGGUUUCCACUUAUGACAGUUGAAGAAUUUGCCCAAGGUCCUGCACAGUCUGGGAUUUUGACAGAUCGUGAAGUGGUUCAGCUCUUUCUUCAUUUUACUGUAAACCCCAAACCCCCUGUAAACUUCCUGGAUGUACCCCGCUGUUGUAUGACGGGCAAGGAACAGACAGUAUGCCGAUUCCAGCAGAUAGAGUCACGCUGGGGUUACUCUGGCACUAGUGACAGAAUUCGAUUUAUUGUGGAUCGGCGCAUCUUUGUUGUUGGUUUUGGAAUGUAUGGAUCCAUUCACGGUCCUUCUGAGUAUGAAGUGACAGUCCAGAUCAUCCACACAGCCACUGGGAAGGUGUGCGCAAGCAACGACACAAGCUUUACGUCUGAUGGUACAGUGAACACAUUUCGAGUCAUGUUCAAGGAACCUGUUGAGGUGUUGCCCAAUACUAACUACACCGCUUAUGCUACAUUAAAGGGCCCUGAUUCACACUAUGGGACCAAAGGAGUCCGCAAAGUAGCAGUGGAAUGCCCUUCUGGGGACCGUGCAACGUUUCAGUUCACUUAUGCUGCUGGCAACAACAAUGGCACUUCUGUUGAAGAUGGACAGAUACCAGAGAUCAUAUUCUAUACAUAAAUGAUUAAUAACCAUUUGGCAUACAUCUGGUCAGAUUUUAUUUGGUACGUACUUAACAUUUAGCAUAUGGUUGACAAAUGUAAAAUUUUUGUAGGAAAGGGAAAUUUUGGGCGAAAUAUUCAUAGUAGCUUUGAAAGUGGACGAUGUGACAAGCUGCUCAAAUAUUUAAAAUCUUUAAGAGUAAUACAGUAGUCAUUAAGAAUUUUUCACUCUCUACUUCAAUGCAGUUAGAUUGCACUUAAUACAUUUGCUCAAGCAUAUGUCGGUUUUAUAUUUAUUUACAGUAUUUAUUAUAUUUUAGUUUAAAGAUAUAAGCAUUCUUUCCAACUGAAGAAAUUACAUUGGUGGCAUUUAUAUAUUCUCAAGUCAGAAUAAUGCAUUUAGUUAUUUUUAGUAGCUAGACCUAACAAACAAGUUUCUUAGGAACAACCGAGUUUUCCAAAGACUAUGUGUGCUUAAGUCAUCAGAGGUGCUGUAAACACAUCAUCUGCUUAACCCAGCAUAUUUGAUGAAAAUUUUAUCAGUACAGUAUUAAUGAAUUGACUUUAAUUUCCACAGUAAUUUUAAGAAUGUGUGUUGGCAUUCUCCAAUUUUUCUUAGUUUUGCUAUUGUCAGAGGCCACAGCAUGUACACUUUGAUAUACAAAUAGAAGUCUUUGAAACUCUGUAGGUACUAUACUUUUAGAUUAGAAUAAAUAUUGGUCUUGAGCCAAGGAAAUGUAUAGAGAAUCUCAACAAAUGAAGUUUAGGAUAACAAGUGAUAAGAAAAAGAUGAAAAUGAAUGUAAGCAAGCUAGAAAACAUAAUUCAGCCUAUUGUGAUGUACAGUCUCUAAAAAAGUAUUGUUAGCCAUGGGGUUGAUGUGAUUCGGGGCUUUCCAAGUAAUGUUACGUGAAGUGUUCUGAACGGCUGGUAGGUCUACAUGUGCGACCUUUAAGCAUGAAUGAAUAUACUAUACAGUAUACAUUUUCAAACAAUGUGAAUCCUCCAAGGCUCUAGUUCAUACAUUACCAGUACAUGAUCUUGGAGUGGAUGUCGUAAAUUGACACCAGUCAUCAAAGGGAUCUUACAUCAAGUGGAGCAAGGAAUUAUCAGGUGCUAUUAUUGGGAAUCAUGAAAAGAGACACAAGCAAGGUAAAUAAGAUUUUUUUUAUAAUAAUAAUAAAAAGUGCACAAAGACUGAGGAUGUAUGAUAAACAAUCAUGUGGUUAGAUUAUUGUUGCCAAAGACAAUAGCACUCCCCGAUAGAACAUUUACUCCUAACUUUUAUAUGUGAAUGAGGUGAACUGAUGUACAGAAGGAAGUGUCUUGUUAAUUAUUUUACCAUGUUCAGGAUACAGUACAGUAUUUACUGUUUAUUCCCCCAUUGCUAUGUUUGUUUUUUUGUGUUGCAUUCACAGUCCAGUAUUAGCAAAUAUCACAUUCUUAAAAGCUGUUUUAAUGCAUUGUAGUGGAUGUGAUAUUUUCCAAGAAUCUUUAAUAGUUUGUAAGGCAUUUUAGUAGAUUUUUUGUUGCAGUUCUUUUUUACUUUUUCAUCACAUGAUUUUUCUUGAAUUUUUUUCAAAGUCCAGGUUGCCAGAGUAACCUUUUUGUUCUUGUACUGUAGCAUUAUCAUGUAAGGGUUCACAGUGGACCAGUUGUAUUUACUAUACAGUAUAUCUAUGACCAGAUAUAGGCAUUUAUGGUAUCUUAGGGUUGACAUGUUAUAGGGGUAAUGACAGGCAUCUGAAACCCAAGACCAGAUAAUAAUACCUGGCAGGGCAUCAAAUGUUGGUUUUAUAAUUGACAGUGUGGGGAGAUAAUGAAUUGUAUCCGAUUGGCUUUUGUACUUUUUAAGUUAUAAACAGUGUUAGAUCAAUCAAGUCCACCUGUGAAUACACAUGCAUUAUCUCCUUGACUAGAAACUUAGGGGAUUUAACAGCAAUACUCAGUUGGAAAUUUGGUUUCUGUUCUAUAACUACCCACUGACUCGAUUGAUUUUCACUUUGUGUAAAAGUAUUUUAAGGUGGCUUCUCGUAAAGUUAUGCUUUAUUCAUUCACAUUUCUUCUUAGAUGCUUGUGCCAUUCAAUUUUGGUGUGACCUUAAUCCCAGUCUUCCCUCGAACCAUUCACCCCUAGAUAAACCAAAUAUGGUAAAUAUCUCGAGGCUUUGUUGUGAAUGGGGAAUGCCAUAAGAGAGACCAUAUUUUCAGGAGUGAGUGAAUGACAGCAAAUGAAAGGACAGCCUUCCUUUGCUCUUUUUUUUCAGCCAUCUUGUGCUGCAGUGGAAAAGAAAAAAAAUAGUAUCCAGGGGACUUGCCAAUUCCCAUUGUUCUCAAUUUUUAUAGUACCUAUAUUAAUGGAGUCCAUGUAGGUAACUGGAUAUUUCCUAAUUACACUGACUGUGUGUAACAUAGACAUCCAACUACCUACACAGCUCCUGUGUAUACACCCAAAGUAAAAAAUUAAGUGGUAGGAUGUAGGCAAGUGGAUGCAGUCUAAUGUUUAGCUACCUAGCACCACACAAAAGGUAGUUUCAUGAACUGAGUUUAUCUUCAUAUGCUAUGCCGUUUGUACAGGUAUUAUUUUUGGUAUUAUAAGUGGAGUUUGUUACUGUCAGUGUCAUGAAUUAAACUAAUCUUCAUCCAAGUGGUUGAAUUGGGAAAUGUUAUAAAAUUGUUAGCUGUAGGGAUAUUCUCUUCUCUUGAUGUUUGUGUAAUGUUUCUAUGUUGGGAUCUCAGACUGUAUUGAUGUUUGGUUGUGCAUUUUUAUUUAAUAGAUAAAAUAUAUAUCUUUUGAUUUUGGUAGCUUUCAGUUACCUAACUAGAUGAUACAUCUAGUAUGUGUUUUCUGAGUAUUAACUACAGGUAUUUAGAAUAACUAAUUUGUUACACAUGAGCAAAACUACUGGUUGUAUUGUAGCAUCAUCAGAUUAUUACCUAACUCAAGUGUUCCCACUGAUCAGGCAGGUUACUUUCAUCUGUUUGGGAAUGGUUUGUAAUCUGUUCACUAGUCCAGUAAUAUACUCGUACAUUUAACUUGUGAAAGUACCGCAUGUCUUUGGGAGUUUUCUAGUCACUGUUUAGAAUUAUACAAUCAUUUAAUUUUACCCAAUUUUGAGUUCUAGUUUCUAUAUUUCUGGGUCAAAUUUACUAAAUGUAUCUUCCUUUUUGUGCCUGUGUCCUCUGUGAUGGAAUAUAUAAAUCAAAAUUAUGUGUAAACAUAAUAAAACGGAACAUGUAA